AUGGCGAUGAAUGAAGAAGGAGGAUAUCUAGGUGCGAUGACAUAUCAAUGCUUGUACAGCGGCGUAUUGGAUCGUGUUGUCCAAAAUCGUCGAAAUGACGAUAGUGCUGUUCAUGUGAUUCAACGGUUGCGGAGUACUUUGAGACAGGCUGAUGUUUCUUCGCCAUCCUUUCUGUUCGACUUCACGAAAGUCUUGCUGAUUGACUCAGAGUUGAAUAUUAAUCUGCAAGAAGCUUUUCUGCGGAGGCAGGCAACUGCACCAACAGAGGAUUUGGAAUUACCAAAUCUACAUCAAAAAGAAUAUCAAGAAUUGUCGUUAAGGGCAGUUGCUCUGCGGCGAGUUCUAGCUCGUGUACCUGAAGAAAUGUCCGAUCGACGGACUUUUCUGGAAACAAUAAAGGAGAUAGCAUCAUCUAUUAAGAAACUUUUAGAUGCUACAAAUGCAGUAAUGCAAGUGAUCCAUCCGAGCGUUCAACUUUCAGUUGAGAAGCGAAAACGGGAAUUUGUCCAUUAUUCAAAACGCUUCAGCAAUACAUUAAAAGAGUAUUUCAAAGAUCAAAACGCAACUCAGGUUUCGAUUUCGGCUAACCAGUUGAUUUUCCAGACAGCUUUGUUAAUUAGGACUAUAAGAGAGAAAAUGCGAAAGGUUGGUUCUUGA
Molecule: messenger RNA, 657 nt
Organism: Brugia malayi
Lineage: Eukaryota; Metazoa; Nematoda; Chromadorea; Rhabditida; Onchocercidae
Gene: Bma-ccm-3
Product: RE18871p, putative
Exons: 7
Coding region: 1-657 (218 amino acids)
Biological process (GO): positive regulation of MAP kinase activity; regulation of Golgi organization
Cellular component (GO): Golgi apparatus; FAR/SIP/STRIPAK complex
Molecular function (GO): protein kinase binding
Source: RefSeq, a predicted model, not a curated record